Messenger RNA from Clonostachys rhizophaga, 1275 nucleotides. NCBI's taxonomy places the organism in Eukaryota, Fungi, Ascomycota, Sordariomycetes, Hypocreales, Bionectriaceae. The record is from the annotation of a GenBank genome assembly.
AUGAUGACACGCUCAGCUUCUGGAGCCUCCAGCUACCCACACUUGAGAUCGUCCACAGGGCCGCCCUUGGCAUCGACCUCCUUACCACCGAGUGCACGCGAGUUUCCUUCUGAGGUUAUCGACCUAGAUGAUAAGGUUGAAGAAGAACGGUUGCCAUUCUAUCAGAGACAAAAUUAUUAUCCUAUGCGGAUUGGCCAGAUUGUUCAAGAUCAGUUUCAAGUCGUCGCCAAGCUUGGUUUUGGUACUACUUCCACCGUCUGGAUGUCUCGCGACCUGAUCACGCAAGAGUACUGGGUUCUCAAGGUGUACAUUAACUCGCUCCAGAAUAUCCAGGAGCUCAAGGUCUACCAGCAUCUAGAGGGCUUCAUACCUGAUGAGAAUACGAUUGGAAAGCCAUUCGUCCGACAACUGCAGGCUUCCUUCAGUCUCAAAGGCCCAUAUGGCGACCAUCAGGUUCUCGUUAUGAAGCCUUUAGGCAUGAGCCUGAGGACCUUACAAGAAUUCUACAUCCGAAAAGACAAGGUGUUUGAAGACAAUCUUGUUACUGGUGCCUUGGAUCAAGUAUUGCUUGGUUUAGACUACCUACACGAGGCUAAAGUGGUCCAUACAGACCUUCAUUCAGAUAACAUGCUAAUUGAUAUUACUGAUACCUCGGUUCUAUCUAAUAUCGAAGAACAGGAAGUUGCCGAGCCAUCAGCGCGUAAGCGUGACACAGAUCGCUAUAUAUAUGUGUCUCGAUACAUGCUGGCAGGAGCUGGCUCCUUGAUUAUUUCAGAUCUGGGCCAAGCACAUAUCGGAGAAGAGCAUUGCGGUAAAGCAAUGCCUCUCCCUUAUCGAGCGCCUGAGGUUAUCCUUGGUAUGCCAUGGGGUAACAAAGUGGAUUGUUGGAGUGUUGCGCUGUUGACUUGGGAUCUCAUUGAACGGAAGAGCCUCUUUACGGUUUAUGAUGCAAAUUCUGAAGAGCAAAAUGAUGCACAUCAUCUAGCUGCAAUGACAGCCUUGCUUGGGCCACCCCCGCAAGAGUUUCUUCAAUUGAGCAGGGAAACAAGCAAGUACUGGGACCAAAAAGGCAAGGAUCACAAUUUUGGAGUUGUCGAGAUAUGGCGUUCUUCGGACUCGCUGGCUAAUCUUAUAAUAGGUGAAUGGCAUGGUCCCGUUCCAUUACCUCCUAAAACGACCCUUAAUGAGCUUGCCGGAACCUUGAAAGGCACAAGCAAAGAUAAUUUCCUGGAUUUAUGGAAUGUUUUCUCUGCUGGCUCCCUCAAGAUCGACUAA